Lates calcarifer (barramundi perch) is the source of this 3177-nucleotide messenger RNA. RefSeq names its product CD209 antigen. The transcript is spliced from 16 exons. The coding region runs from base 246 to 1844 and encodes 532 amino acids. Lineage: Eukaryota; Metazoa; Chordata; Actinopteri; Centropomidae. The record is from RefSeq and is a predicted model, not a curated record.
CGAAUAAAGGGGCGUAUAUAUGUUAGUUUUCUUGGUGCUACUUCCUCAAUGUUCAGACAGACGGCUGGCCAAGAAACUGACAGCAGCCUCAGAAUAUAACUGUAUGAUAUUGAUUUUAUAUCUACAAUAGUUAGAAGAGCGUACUGCACUAGAACAUAUUAAAGUUUCACAGCAGCAGAGAAACUGAUCGACACGGUGCAGUAAGUGACGUAGAGCUACUGAUCAGGUUUCUCUGUGCCUUCAAGAUGUCCUCAGAUAUUUAUGCAAAACCAGAUUUAUCAAAGAAGGUGAGAUACAACAGAAAGGUGGAGGAAGAUGGAGCAGAGUGGGAGGAAAGGGAGGUGAAUAUCUACGAGAGUACGGACCGUAUGGGAGACAAUCACACCGAUUUACAGUCACAGGAAGGAGGACCACAGACUCAGAAGCUUCCUCCAGUUCAAACCAGGCCUUACAGAGCUGCUGCACUGUGUGUAGGAGUGCUGUGUCUCCUGAUGAUGGCUGGGGUCAUUGUCCUGUCCACAUGUUAUGUUUCAGUCACUUUGGAAAAAGAGCAGCUGCAGAUCAGAUACAACGACCUGAACAACAGUUACACUCAGCUCCAGGGACAACUUUCAGAUACGAAAGGCAACAACAGUCAGUUACAGAGCAGAUAUGAAACACUGAGUGAAAAUCACAGUCAGUUACAGGAUGAAGUAAAGAGGCUGAAGGAGAAACUUAAAGAUGUUUCAGUCACUUUGGAAAAAGAGCAGCUGCAGACCAGAUACAACGACCUGAACAACAGUUACACUCAGCUCCAGGAACAACUCUCAGACAUGGCAGGCAACAACACUCAGUUACAGAGCAGAUAUGAAACACUGAGUGAAAAUCACAGUCAGUUACAGGAUGAAGUAAAGAGGCUGAAGGAGAAACUUAAAGAUGUUUCAGUCACUUUGGAAAAAGAGCAGCUGCAGACCAGAUACAACGACCUGAACAACAGUUACACUCAGCUCCAGGGACAACUCUCAGGUAUGAAAGUCAACAACAGUCAGUUACAGAGCAGAUAUGAAACACUGAGUGAAAAUCACACUCAGUUACAGGAUGAAGUAAAGAGGCUGAAGGAGAAACUCAAAGAUGUUUCAGUCACUUUGGAAAAAGAGCAGCUGCAGACCAGAUACAACGACCUGAACAACAGUUACACUCAGCUCCAGGGACAACUCUCAGUCGACAACAGUCAGUUACAGAGCAGAUAUGAAACACUGAGUGAAAAUCACACUCAGUUACAGGAUGAAGUAAAGAGGCUGAAGGAGAAACUUAAAGAUGUUUCAGUCACUUUGGAAAAAGAGCAGCUGCAGACCAGAUACAACGACCUGAACAACAGUUACACUCAGCUCCAGGGACAACUCUCAGAUAUGAAAGACAUGGCAGGCAAAAACACUCAGUUACAGGAUGAAGUAAAGACGCUGAAGGAGAAACUUAAAGAGAAGAGGUGUCCUGGUGGAUGGGAGAGAUUUGGAUGCAGCUGUUACUUUAAAUCCACUGAGGAGAAAACUUGGUCUGAGAGCAGGACAGACUGUCAGAGCAGAGGAGCUGAUCUGGUGAUCAUAAACAGCAAAGAGGAACAGGAAUUUGUGUCAAACCUGAAUGUGAAUGGACUGUCCUGGAUUGGUCUGACAACAAAGCAGAAAACAGGAUCUACAUGGGAAUGGGAAUGGGUGGAUGGAUCACUACUGACUGAAACGUUCUGGCCAACAAGACAGAUUGAAGAUCCCACGUACAGGUCUCGUGUAGCAUGCUGCGAUCAACAAGGAAAAUGGACACAAAGAUAUUAUUAUUAUUAUGCAAGGAACUGGAUCUGUGAGAAAUAGAUUUCCUGCUCUCAUUGAUGACAGAGGGGUGUGUGAUGUUAGGAUUAUUAUUUUUUAUCAAAUUAGACCAAAGACAUGUAAUAAUGAAACUUCCUGCAGAAGCCUCACAGUCAUCGAACUUUUGUAAAUUUGUUCCCUCUUUCUCUCCUGUUAAAUAAUCUUCAUUUAAUAGAUACUGUCCCUCUGUUCUCUACAGUGUAGACAGAGAAGUGGGGUUGGAAAUCGUCCACACAAUAAUUAAACAUUAUAUGUGAACGAGUUCGACAAAAUUCAUAUAAUAAAAGUUAAUGACAGGUUGUCUUUACUUUGGUGAAGAUACUGCAGGAAGUGUCUUUAAUGUGGUGAUCCAAGAAUCCAAGAAGGAAAUGAUUCGUAGUCUGGGUGGUAGAUGAACAUGUCAAACUUUUAUGAAUUUAGAAAAAGUUCCUUUUUUUUCCUCAGCAUAACCCCGCCCCUGAAACUGUGACUGUUAUAAAUAGCAGCGCUGCGUUAGCAUCAGUGCUUCUCCCUCUAUUGGAAAUUUUCGUAUGAUUCAUGAUAAUUGUGAUUUAUUAAUAAUCUUGACCAUUUGUGUUGUAUUUGUACAAUUGUGUCUUAUGAAAUAUCACAUGCUUAGUACUUUUCCACAUGUCAGUAAGCUGACAGGGCACCUCGCUCCAUUAAGGACAAAGGCUGGUACAAGGCUGCAAAGCUGUGUAAUCUCUGAUGCUUUUCUCUCAAGGCUGCACUGUUGUGUAGUCUUCAGAAGAUGUUUUCCUUUUUGUCUCCAGACAUAACCUUGUUUCUUUUGCAUUUAACCUGUAAUCUAUUGUACUCGGUACUCAUUGUGCAUCUCAUGCUUGAGGAGUGCAGUUGGUCCAUUUGCAAAUGUAGGAAUUAAACCUACAGAAAGACAACCGUUGUCUCUGUGCUUUAUUCAGCAGAAGAUUCCCAUAACAUCCCACUCGACUAGUUUAAGUUUUGCUAGCUACUUUGCUGUUGUCCCACAAAUCCAUCUUCCCUGGAUGCUCUAGUUUGCAGAGCAGAUCAGUCAUCACCUUAUUUAAAUUUUCAAAGGCAUUAAGAGGAGGUGGAUUAAUUUAGUGUAGAGCCACACUGAUGGAGAGCUGAGGAACACCACCAACACCUGUUUCUGCACCGACCGUUUCACUCUGGUUAGUUUUACAAACUUUCACCAGAGACAAAGGGAAUUCACUGAUAAUCUGCUGUCAGAGUGAGGCAGUAACACGUGUUGCCAUAAUAAUGUGCUAAUUAUCACAGAGUCAGUUUAGUAUCAGUGUAACAUCUUUAUACUUUGUUUUAAUAAACAUCAUUAAUAUGACUGCAUAAAUAA